GAAUACGACUAACCGGAAGCUAUAUGUGACGGAAGCGGAAGUAACGGAAAGCAAAAAAGAAGAUGUCUAAUGAUAAAUGCGACUAAAAUGGAGUAUAGUCCGACCGACUAUUCCCAGGUAACAGCCUGUCUCGGGACACACAAGGCGGGAUCGAACACCGUGUUUCUCACGUUAGUCGUCGCCAACUCUCCGGGUUUUGGAGAACACAUGUGACCGACAUCAACGGGAGGAUAUUCAACGCUUCCUUCGUGCAGGACAGCCAUGUAUCCCGUAACGAAGAGGAAGGAGCCGCUCCACAGUGGGACCGGUGUCUUCUACCAGGCAAUACCUGCCGUCGGUGCCGAUGGCAGAAACAUCAUGAAACUGAUUCCUGUACAAAUGGUCAACGGACAUGUUUUAAAAUCUCAAAUAAGCCAGCUCAAAACUGAAGAUACGCACCCGAAAGCAUUAUCAUGGAAUAUCGCCUCUGCACCAGUUGUCAUUGUAAAAAAGACAGCAGUUCCUUCUACAACUGAGCGAAUUGUCAGUGAGCAGGUUUCACUCAUGGGUUCAGCAUCUUAUCAAGUAGGUUUGGAUACUGAUAAUUUACUUGACAAGCAGCCACGACAGCAACUACAACAAAGUGUCAAAACAUUGGCAGUUCUUCCAUCAAAGGCAUCACCUGCACAAAGUGGAAACUCGGUAAGACCUGCAAGUCAGUUCUCAGUCACAGUGAAAUCUCCAGCACACCCCAGAAGCCGAGGCACUGAGGUUCUCUCUACGGCACAAGUCCCUACAGUCCCAGCAUCCAACCUACCUGCAGGUAUCUGGAAUCAGACAUACACUUCGUCAGCCAACUGCUGUCCAAGUUCAGACUUACCCUCGUCACCAAUCACAAGUAUGGAUGGAGCCGUUACUCCACAAAGGGAUUCUGCCCUCUAUGCACUCAAGUCGCUUUGCAAAAUAACAAAUAUAACGUCAUGCGUACCUUCAUCAAAAGGCUCAAAAUCACAUUUCAAUUCAAUUCCAAAUGUUCCGAAAAGGCCCAACAGCCUUAUAAAGUGGUCAGUUGAAGAAGACAACAGCUCAACAGCUCCAACAUCUAAUCCUAUUGACUCUUCUAUUACUGCAAAGAUUUUGCGAGUUCUCGCAGAGAGAGAAAAUACGAAGAAGCACUUUGAGGUUACUAAAUCUAUUACCGAGUCAGUUCAGGUCAGUGGAGAAGAACAGGCCAACGUCAUAGACAGGUGCAACAGGAAGCAACCAGGACAGCAGCAGAGUGUACAUUUAAUGUCCGUAGUACCUCUGAGGGCAACACCCGUCGCUAACGGUGGAAAUACCGGAAAACCUCUGAAUGAUCUUCAUUUCCCUCUGACAUCUCCAGCACCCCCAAGUGGACAUUGGCAUCCGAACACCCCUAUGGCACAAUUGCAGACACUCCCAACGUCUGAACGGCCUGCAGGUAUAAAGAAAAAGACUUUUACUCAAUCAGCCGUCUCCUGUCUAAGCUCAGCAUGUGCAGUCUACAUGCCACUUAUCACAAGUAUGAAUCGAGGCGUUGCUCCAAGGGAUUCUACACACGAUAUGCUCAAGUGGUUCUGCAAGACUGAAAAUAUAACAUCAUAUGGACCUCCAUCAAAAGAUCCAGAACCAAAUUUAAAAUUAAUUCCAAAGGUUCCAAAAUGGCCCAACAGCCCUAUACAGUGGUCGGUUGAAGAAGACAACUCAACAGCUCCAAAUCUUGUUCCUUUUGAUUCUUCUGUGACUAAUGCUGGGAAGCUCUGUGAGGUCGUUGGGAACCGGGUUUGCGGGCCGUGUCAGGGCAAAAGUGGACAAAGACGGGAAAACUCUUUGGUAUUGUGUGAUGGGAAGCUUUUUUGGGGGGCCAAAAAUCGCAGGCUACCACAUGAAAAUGGAAAAAUUGAUACAACCAUUGCAGCAGGAAACUGUUACGAAUCAGACAAAGCCAUUGUAGCUUCAACCCAACAGUCGCUUCCACCUCUGGAAAAGCAAGGCUAUGGAAUCCUCAAGCCAGACGCGUGGCGCCAAGUGAUUGACCUUUGUGACGACGACGCUCCGAACGACCCGUUUCAACCAGCGGCUCGUAUGCCAGCAGUCACUGUGGAUGAAGACAAUGUUAUAUUUGUAUCAUACACUCCACCCAAAUCUGACUCUCAAGAUUUGAGACAAAAAUUACAAAUGGUUCAAAUAGAGGAAACGGACCAGAUGGCCUCAAGCAAUGUAACCAAACAAGAGAGCCUGCACAGUACACACAGUGCUCUCAGAGGAGAGGAACUUGGCCACACCAUGUCGGUCAACGACAGCCGGCAGACCACCUCAGCCCAACAGAUGGAGCAGGUUUACCCCAGCAACAACGCAACCCGCUUCAGGAUGGAUCGGGACCCCCACAGUGUUGAGACCUCUAUGAGCUGUGGAAAAUAUGGACUGGAACCAGAAUCCUGUGAAAGGACUGAUGAGCUGCUGAGACGUAUUUCUGGAAUAACAGCCGAUGUGAGAAUUUGUCUCCAGAGGAUAGACGAAGCCUCAGCCGGGUCUCUUCCUGCGGAACUUCCAAAGAGUGAGUGCAUUCGGUUAGUGCAGGAUCAUAAAGACACAACAAGCAGGUUUGAAGAAAGCGAUUCGUUAUUGCAGCACUUUAACAGCCAACAAGGAACUGAAAGCUGCAAUGGUCGCAAAGUCGAGAGUGGGAACGUACUAAGCACACCGGACUUGUCCAAAGGUUCAUCCACUGCGAUUCCUCAUUCGGAUGCUGGUCCCCCCGAUUGUUCACAUCUUGAAGUAAACACUAACCCUUCGCCCGAGGGAAGGUGCGCUGACGUAGAAUUGGAGCCAAUGAUUGGCUACGUGGAGCCCAUAGAUGAGGAUUUCCUCAGUGCCGAUGAGAAUGACUUCUCCUACUCACGGAACACAGCUGGCCGCCCUCAGACCUGUGCGGAUCUGAACGCCAACACAAGGAGACAUGGAAGGAAAAGGAAGCGGCCAACAUGUCCAUGUUGCAUCGCCGGCACUCAAGAUCCCACAGCGAGGUUCAGUGCAAAGUCCGAGGAGCCAGAGAAGUGGGUGGGGACGAUGGAGAAGACUGGUAAGAAAGGGGCAAGAGCGAAGGCCUUGGGCAAAGACUUGAACAUAUCUGGAGGCGUCACCUGUCUCACAGUCAAAGACAAGCACAGUUGCAGGCCGCCGGAGGAGGCAGCCGGGGACAGGUUAACCUUGACGGCCACGGACUCCGAUGAAGUCCAACUGCACGAGCAGAUCACAAGACUCAGGGAGCUUCUGCAAGAGAAGGAGGCGGCUUUAGAGCUCAAGAGAACCAUCCAACAUUUCAAACAAUAACAAGGUGCUGCGGGAGUCUCCUCCGAUCCGGUAAUGAAAGCCCCCCCCCCCCCUCCUCAAAGGGCUGAAGGCUUGUCCCUUGUUAGUCUGCUUCAGUGACCAUUGAGACGUUUUCUAUUUGAUCUUUAUUGAAAAUUUGACAUUUUGUCUGAAAAAAAUGACUUGUUAAAUAUGUUUGUAAAUACUAAUGAAAUAUUAAUCUUUCAUUAAAGCACCAAUGCAAGUUAAAGCUUUGAGCAGCGAUGAACGUGCCUUCGCCUAUCCUUGCAUGUCGGGGGGGGCAGCGGUCAGCCGAUAUCGCGGGUCAAUAAGAGGAAAAAACAAACAAACUUAAGUGCCUCAACCAGGAAUCAAAGUCUACAAAUUCCUAAGCAUGGAGCCAACCAUCAAUGAUCAAAACGUCCAAAAGAAUUCCUGUUCGUUUUAGGGCAGUGUCCCCAGAGACUUAUUUAAGUCUCCCUGUAAUACAUAUGUUCAAAAAUCACCGUACUUGUAGGUCAAACAGGGUGCCGGCACUGCUUCGUCGAAAACUUCCAGGGGGCUAUGAAUUGCAAAAAUACAGGGACAUUCACACUAACUCUCUUUUCGGCUACACAUUCCUAAGGCCGAACGGCGCUCAGUGUUAAUUUUAAGCGAUGUCGGGUAUUAACGUUACUGUUCUCUCCCAAUUCCUGCUUAGCCAAGCCGCUAAACCGGAAGUACGUAGAUUUUCACAGUAAGAAUGGACGCAACAGUCGGCAAUGACAGCGGUUACCAGGGUAACAUGAGGAGAAAAGUUAAUUAACAGAUUUUUAAAAAAUGAUCACUCCCUCCACGAGACCACGAGUCGUACUGAUGGAUUUAUUCCACUUGUCCACGUUGGCAUCCACCGUUGAACUAAAAACACAUGUUGACCGGCUUUUAGCGAACAUCAUGAGAAUGUUUCGAACAGAUAUAACAAGACCCUAAACAAAACGUACCUCACUGGCUGCACACAUCCAAGAGGGAAUGAGAACACUUUAGUUCAGGAACUAUUACUACUAUGAGAGCUACCUUAAAAUGAUGAUCCCGUUGCUGAGUUUUACCGUAACUUAAGACUUCACAUACUUGUUGGCUCUGUGACACUAAAACAUGUCCCCCCGAAACUAACCACGUAAACAUAGUUCCUACCCCAUAAACAAAACAAAUAUUUCUGAGCACAAAGCACAAAGGAAGUUCAUUAAGAUAUAAUACAAACGACACGAAUUACAAUCACCUCACCAAGGAGAGUAAACUGAAUCCCUUUGUUAUAUCAGCCAGACACGCGGAUAAAAAAGAAAAAAAAAAUAGUUUGGCUGUGCCGGGAACCAAACCUGUGUGUCUUCGGUGCCGGAGGCCAACAGCUUAGCAGAAGAGAUAUCUGCUCUGAUCCAAUUACAUAAUCAAAACGUCACUGAAAUAGGAUUGGUCACUCUCUUCUAAAAAUACAGGUAAUAUUCACACUAAAAAAAUUAUAACUGACUUCCUGUUUGUUUUAGAGAAGUGGUUCUCAACUGGUGGACCCGUUUUUAGUGGGUCGCGGGCCGUUCCAUGGAAAAAAAAAAAAAAAUUCAUGUGAUUUUAUUUUGAAGGGACUUUUAGUAAUGCAGCAGAGUGUCGUUUUUUUGCCGGCUCGUCCAUGUUUGGCGCCGCAAAGACAACGGCUAGCACCCUGAGGGCUGAUGACUAACGGCUAUCACUGCAUGGCAAUACUUAUAGGCCUACACAAGCAUCAUGAAUAAACAUUUCUAGCCAGAAAUAUCAUCCUUGGAGUUAUAACAUUUGGUCAUAAUAACUGGACGCAAGAUCAUGCCCAGGUAGUUUUAUGAAAACUCUUAAUUUUAAUAACUUUUGACCCCACGGUUGUCAGGAUCAACUUGCCUGAUUUUGAAAUGGAUUGGAUUUAAACUCUAGGAGGAGUUUGUUUGUAAAUGCAAAAAAUGAAGGAAAGUGCAAAAAAUACAAUCACUAUAGGGCCCCCUAAUGUUCAAUAAUCAGAAAAUAUUUGUAGAUGUUCUAGACUCAAUGAGAACAUGUCCUAAAGAUUUGGUGAGGAUUGACGUUGAUAACUUUUGAAGUUAUAGGUCUUUCCUUUUCAGGCCACACCCCUUACAAACUUCAUUAGUCCAUAACUUUAAUGAAAAAUGAGUUCGCAAAAACGUGUUUUUCACAAAAUUCAAAAUGGCGGGAAAAAACGGUAGGUGCAUUUGCAUACCAUGAUUGACUUUUUUG
Pungitius pungitius (ninespine stickleback) is the source of this 5562-nucleotide messenger RNA. RefSeq names its product ligand dependent nuclear receptor interacting factor 1 (gene lrif1). Bases 262 to 3333 code for a protein of 1023 amino acids. Gene Ontology annotation, molecular function: nuclear retinoic acid receptor binding. The transcript is spliced from 3 exons. The record is from RefSeq and is a predicted model, not a curated record. Gene Ontology annotation, biological process: regulation of DNA-templated transcription. NCBI's taxonomy places the organism in Eukaryota, Metazoa, Chordata, Actinopteri, Perciformes, Gasterosteidae.